GGACAUGGAUGAUGGAUCCCAAUUAGACCCAUACCUUGAGUCAUGACCAGAUGACCAUGGGAUGCAAUUCUUUCCACAAACUUUUACGAAGUAUCAAGUAGUAGUAACUUUCUAUGUUUUCUCACCUGAGGAAAUGGAAGCCCAUAGCAUAACUUCGCCUCAACUCCCAGAAACUCCGAGUUUUGUCAGGCGAAAUCUCCUAGUUUCCCACUCACCAAAGUUCUUAACUUUACCAUCAUUGACAUCUCCAGCACCAACUAUUCGCUUAAAUUCUAAUAAAGAUGGUAAUAAUCUUGAUGUUCCUUCAAAACAGAUGUUUAUUCUGGGAACUGGUUAUGUGGGUCAAUUCUUUGCGCAACAACUGAAGACUGAAGGAUGGGAUGUUGCAGGCACUUGCAUGAGCAUUACAAAGAAAAAGGUCCUUGAGCAAAAGGGUUUUGAUGUCCAUGUUUUUGAUGCAAUGAAACCAGAAUGGACGAUCCUUGAUAGAUUAAGAUGCUGUACUCACCUUUUAGUCUCCAUUCCCCCUACUGAGGGCAUUGGUGAUCCAAUUCUUCAACAUAAAGAAACUAUUAAAGCUAGUUUGAUGGAUGGAAAUCUCCGUUGGCUUUGCUAUUUGUCAACUACAAGUAUAUAUGGAGAUGCUAGAGGUGCAUGGGUUGAUGAGAAUUAUAUCCCAAAGCCUUCAAGCACCUUAGCUAAUCUGAGAUUAAAAUCAGAGGAGGGUUGGUUAAAUCUGGGACAAGAUCUCGGCCUCUCAAACUAUGUGUUUCGGCUUGGUGGCAUAUAUGGCCCUGGCAGAAGUGCUAUUGAUACCAUUCUGAAGAACAAAGAAAUCUCAGAACGUCAGAAGAGGAGAGCAACUAGAACUUUUACAUCCCGGAUUCAUGUUGCUGACAUUUGUCAAGCUCUCAGCGCAAGCAUUUCAAAGCCUGCCCAGAGGAAGAUAUAUAAUGUAGUUGAUGAUGAUCCUGCCCCAAGAGCCGAAGUCUUUGCCUUUGCACAACGACUAAUAGAGAGGAGAUGGCCUGGUCUGAUCGAUCCAAUUGAUACCUCAAUCAACAGCGAAUUUCCUCACAGAGCAGAAAAGCGAGUGAGCAAUGCUCUUGUCAAGAGGGAAUUGGAUAUGAAAUUAUUAUACCCAAGUUAUAGAUCAGGUCUCCAAAGUAUCAUCAAUAGUAUGGAAGUUCCAAUUUGACAAUAUGAUUCUGAGAACAAAAUUUAGCAUCAAACCUUGUCAAUCUGUCUCGUGCACCUACGGGCUAAGAUGGUACUCCUGCCAGCAUGCGUGAGAUACACGAGCUGUGAGGCAGAAGGUGCACUAGGACGACACCAUUUUAUAACUGAGUGCAUCCUAUCAUAACAAAGCGAUGCGGGAAAGAGUUCUAUUUUUCGCAGCACAGCUCCAGCUUAUGACUCCUCAUGGAGUACAAAUGGAAUAGUAAAUGGUUUGCGGGGAGAAACAACAUGAACUAAUUAAUAGAUCACACCUCAUUGUAACUUUGGCAUUGAAGCCAGCGGCAUUUUUAAAAUUGUGUACAUACCAGGUGGUACCUUUUUUUUUUUUUUUUGGUUUUUGAUAAGAUACCAUGUGGUACCUUUGUUCCUUUUGGUUGGAUGCUCUGUAGACCAAUUAUCAUCCAACUAAGUUACAACAAAUGGUUUUCAGAUUUGAAGUAGCGAUUCGGUUCA
Beta vulgaris subsp. vulgaris (sugar beet) is the source of this 1692-nucleotide messenger RNA. RefSeq lists its product as uncharacterized. The record is from RefSeq and is a predicted model, not a curated record. The transcript is spliced from 8 exons. Bases 62 to 1198 code for a protein of 378 amino acids. NCBI's taxonomy places the organism in Eukaryota, Viridiplantae, Streptophyta, Magnoliopsida, Caryophyllales, Amaranthaceae.